This is a messenger RNA of Adineta ricciae, 1074 nucleotides long. NCBI's taxonomy places the organism in Eukaryota, Metazoa, Rotifera, Eurotatoria, Adinetida, Adinetidae. The record is from the annotation of a GenBank genome assembly.
AUGUCGCAUAACACGAGUGCUUUAAUCGAAAAAUUGGAAUUAAUUAGAAAUUGGACUGAUCAAAUAAUUCCAAUUCUUCUGAUUUUAUUUGGUUCAUUUGGAAAUGUAUUUAAUAUAAUCAUUUUUACUCGUCGUGAAUUACGAACCAAUCCAUGUUCAUUAUAUUUUCUUAUUGGUUCAAUCAAUGAUUGUUUUGUUAUUGGUUUUGGUUUAUUAACACGUUAUCUUGCCGAUAAUUGGGAUAUAGAUUUAUCAAUUGUAAAUAAUACAUUUUGUAAAAUACGGUCUUUUCUCACAUAUCCAUCUCUCGACUUUGCUCUAUGGUCGGUUGUUCUUGCAAGUAUUGAUCGUUAUCUUUCAAGUUCACCAAUUGUUCGAUUUCGUCGAUUAAGUAAUUUAUCAAUAGCACGAAAAGCUACUUUGAUAACAAUAAUAGUCAUUUAUUUGAGCUAUACACAUACACUUGUUUUUUAUCAAAAGAUUUUAACUUCGAAUGGAAUCAGUUGUACUAUUAUUUCAAGAGGAUAUUUUUUAUUUCUAACUCUAUUUGGUUCAAUAAUAUCAUAUAUUUUACCGAUUAUAUUGAUGAGUAUCUUUGGUAUAUUAAUGAUUUAUAAUGUUCAAAAUACGCAUCGACAUUUGAAUUUACACAAUAGACGUUUACGUUCUAAUGAUCGUCAAUUAUCUAAAAUGCUUUUAAUUCAAGUAUUAAUAACAAUUAUUAUCUCAACACCUUAUCAUGUUAUUACUUUUUAUAAUACAAUUGCUAUUAUCACAUUAAAAUAUAGAUUAUCAUCAACUGAAUUCACUAUUUUUAAAUUUUUACGAAAUCUUUCUCGAUAUCUUAUUUAUACAAAUUCAGUUCACAAUUUUUAUAUUUAUACAAUAACAAGUUCAAAAUUUCGUGAAGAAUUUCAACGUUGCCUUCAACAUGGAAAGAAGGCUUUCAUAAAAUAUAUUCAAGUAAUAAAAUAUUUACCAUUAAAAUUUCAGCGAAUUCCACGUACGGAAAAUAAUGAUCUACGUUGGACAAGAUCUACUCGAAGAAACAAUGUUAUUAUUCCUAUUGGAUAG